Messenger RNA from Notechis scutatus (mainland tiger snake), 5711 nucleotides. RefSeq names its product solute carrier family 16 member 3 (gene SLC16A3). Gene Ontology annotation, biological process: transmembrane transport; monocarboxylic acid transport. Gene Ontology annotation, cellular component: basolateral plasma membrane. Gene Ontology annotation, molecular function: lactate:proton symporter activity. NCBI's taxonomy places the organism in Eukaryota, Metazoa, Chordata, Lepidosauria, Squamata, Elapidae. The record is from RefSeq and is a predicted model, not a curated record.
CUGUGACGUGGUUUACCGACGGGUUAGCAGGCGCUGCUCCGGAGCUACCUGAACUAAAGCGCCGCAGGACAGGAGCUGCCACAACCCACAGCGCGCACCGGGACUGGCCGACCGUCUGAGCCUGCAACUGGAACCCGGGUUCGGCCGUCGCCGCCACAAGUCAGAACAAGGGUGCAGCACGAUUCCCAGGAAACUCAUAAAAUCUCAUCAUGGGAGCUGUGGCGAUCGAUGACAGUCCGUCUGGAGUUAAAGCCCCAGAUGGUGGCUGGGGCUGGGCUGUACUCUUUGGGUGCUUUGUCAUCACUGGAUUCUCCUAUGCCUUUCCGAAGGCCAUGAGUGUCUUCUUCAAGGAACUUAUCCGGGAGUUUCAUGUUGGCUAUAGUGACACAGCAUGGAUUUCCUCUAUUUUGUUGGCUAUGCUGUAUGGAACAGGUCCCCUAUGCAGUAUGUGUGUCAAUCGGUUCGGCUGCCGUCCUGUAAUGUUGGCUGGAGGCUUCUUUGCCUCAGCUGGGAUGAUCAUUGCUUCCUUCGCCACUAAUAUCAUUCAGAUCUAUUUUUCUGCUGGUGUCAUUACUGGAUUGGGCCUGGCCCUUAAUUUCCAGCCAUCCCUUAUCAUGCUGAAUCGCUACUUUAGCAAAAGACGGCCUUUGGCCAAUGGGUUGGCUGCAGCUGGAAGCCCUGUGUUCCUCUGUGCUCUUUCCCCCCUGGGACAGGUACUGCAGCAUAAAUAUGGAUGGCGAGGGGGAUUUCUCAUCUUGGGAGGAUUGCUUUUCAACUGCUGUGUUUGUGGAGCUCUGAUGAGACCUUUGGAAGGUCCAAAAAAACAGGAGGCUUUGAAACCAACCGAGAAACGCAAAAAGCUAUUGGAUUUCACCGUUUUCAAAGAUACUGGCUUUGUAAUCUAUACAGUGGCUGCAUCCAUUAUGGUGCUAGGCUUAUUUGUGCCUCCAGUUUUUGUAGUGAGCUAUGCUAAGGAUCUGAAGUAUGAGGACACCAAAUCAGCUUUCCUUCUGACAAUUCUUGGCUGCGUGGACAUUUUUGCUCGACCUCUUUGUGGAAUACUGGCUGGCUUGAAGUGGGUUAGGCCCCGUUGUGUCUAUUUCUUCAGUUUUGCUAUGUUUUUUAAUGGUUUCACUGAUCUCAUGGGCUCCUUUUCUUCCGAUUACGGUGGCCUGGUGGUGUUCUGCAUCUUCUUUGGCAUUUCCUAUGGAAUGGUUGGUGCUCUUCAGUUUGAAGUUCUCAUGGCUAUUAUUGGUACACAGAAGUUUUCAAGUGCCAUUGGCUUAGUUCUUUUGGUUGAAGCAAUGGCUGUUCUAAUUGGCCCACCUUCAGCAGGAAAACUCCUGGAUGCAACUCACAAGUAUAAGUAUGUUUUUAUUUUGGCUGGUGCUGAAGUCAUUACCUCCUCUGUGGUGCUGGCCUUAGGAAAUAUCUUCUGCAUCAAAAAACCUGCAGAAACACACCAAGAUCAUGCUGAAAGAGAAGGGUUAGAUCAACUACCAGGAGAAUCCAAAGUGGACUCUAUUGAAGUGGAACAUUUUCUGAAAGAUGAAAAAAAUGGGAAAGUUGUAACCAACCCAGAAACAUGUGUCUGAAUGUUACCAGAAAUGAAUGCCCAACAUUUAGAGAAAGAUUCGGACACUUUUAAUAUUUGUAUUUAUUUUGGUAAUAAGCUUUGCUUAAGAUUGGGCCAUUAUGUUUGGGAACUAGAGAUCAAGCAGCUCAUCACUUCUUGGAAGCUGGUUUGUUAGGAAGCUUUUUUCCCUGUUUUAAAAUAAGGAUUGAUCUUCAAGUUAAUUUGCUUGGGCAUAACUACUGCUGUAAACUAACCCAUGGCCUUCUAAACACACAGAGAUCGUGCUUUGCACUACCAGAAAACAUUAUCUUGGAUGCAAUUAUUUUAUCUAGAAGAAUGAAUGUGUAAAUGUUCCUGUAAUGCAGAUGACAUACUUAUUGUUUUUGUAUCUAUAGAACCUCAAAGUAUCUUCCAUGACUGUGGCUGAUUUAAAGGGAACAAUUACCAAGAGAUCAACCCUUUUUUUAAUCUUAUAGGAUGCUGAGUUUUUAAUAAUUUUGGGUUUCGCCAAUAUAUUUUAAUGUAUAUUGUUUUCAUCAUCUUUUUUUUACUUUAAAGAUCACACGUGCAGAAGAAAGUUAUUGUGAUGCUUCCUGGGGGAAAGAAAAUCGAACUACUAUUCUUAAAUGGGUCAAAACAAUGAAUUGUGAUUAGUUUUCAUAGGACAACAAACUGAAGAGCUAUUUCAGUCUCUAAUUACCUGCUGAUUUUCAACUUUAACUGCAGGCUCUUAUGAGCAUGCCUUAUAUUAAUGAUUUGUAAAACUUUCUAUGACACGGGAACAGCAGAUUAAUAUGGACUGAUAUGUUAACUCUCAAUAUUUGUCUAGUAACAGUAUAUACCUUUUUGUCUAGCCAUAUUUUUAUAAAGUAGAAAAAAAUAUUUCCAAACAUUUUAUCAUGCCCAUCAUAUAAAUCACAAGAGAUUAAUGGAGUUGGCAGCUUUGAGGACUUGAAGGAAAUAAUGUAGCAUAGGAAAAAGUAAAGAUUAUUUUUGUCACCCAAAGUCUUCUAAGAAACAUUCACACUACAACCUAUGCCUUCUGUUACUUGGGGUAGUGGAAGCUGGCCCCACAAUGUUGCAUUAGGGGGCGAGAGUGGCUGAGAUUUCCUCACAAGCAAAGAACUCAUGAGCAAAGCAAAGCACUCUAUUCUGAUGGACACCAGUGGAAGCAGUUAUAAAUCAUGGUUUGUUAAUUAAAUGUGUUGACUGUCCAUUUAUCCCAAUGAUGGGCUUUUUCUGCCUCUUCUGAACAGUUCUUUAAAUUGACCUGUUGACUUUGAAGGCUAAUUGUGGUAUUCCAUAGCUAAGCUGCAAAAUUCCAUAUGCUCCCUAGAGAGCUGUUAGGUUUUUGUAUCUCUUUACUACCAUUCAGUGGAUAUUUUGAGUUUUUCAAAAGAAUUUCCAGAGAACAGCAGGUUCUUAGUCCAAUAUGAAUUAGAGAGAGAGGUUAGAAGUUUCCUGAAGAUGGAUUCCAGCACGAGUGUGAAAGCUCGGAAGAUAUGUCUGGUCCCGGUGACCAAUCCAAAUUGGAUCCUGCAACAUUAUCCUGGGACAUGUAUAUUCACCUUCAUUCGCUAAAUGAAUUAUUUUCUCUAGAGAAAGUAGUCAAAUGAGUUAUGCAUUACUUGAGUUAUAUACUAGAAACCAUUUAUUAUCAGAUGCCAAUAUAAGAGGAUUAUAUUAGAUAAGGAUUACAGGUGCUCCAAGCAUGCAAAUUGGACUGCUUGGCCAACCCAGUAUUAUACCAACUAGGCAGGGAGAACAACUUGGCAAAAGUAUUUAUGGCCUAGUUCCUGCCAUAGAAUUGGAUAUUUCCAGUCUUACAGCAAUUUUAGAUUCCAAUGUCUUUCAACUCCAAUGAAUCUGGCCACAAAAAGUAGGUCUCAUUAUGGAGAAUGCCAUGUUGUCCACCAUUUCUGCCUAUCAUACACAUGUGAAAGAAUCUAUGCUCUGAAAGGAAAUUUGUUUGUAAUAAUCCAGUCAACACUGACUUUCAAAAGUUAUGCAAUUAUUGUUCCCUGGAAAUUCUAAUUUCAACAUAACUGGAGGAAACCAAAUGGGGAAAAAACUGAUUUACUAGUUCAAUGAUGUCAGGAGAAAAAUGUGCUAAUAUCUUCAUGUUUACCUGGGAACAUUGGAAAUUAUUAGUGGUAGAAUUUUGUCAGUUUCUCUACCUGCAGACAAUUCAUGUAGAAUAAUUUUCUUUAAUUUCUUAAAAACAUUCUUUUUAACUUGCAUCUUAAAUCCAAUUUCUCAUUUCUUAUGUGGUUACCAAAGAUAAGAUAUUUUUCUUUAAGAUAUUUCGGUAGUAUUAAAAUACCAAACAGAAAUAUUGACAGAUCUGGCCAAUUUCGGCCAUAGUAUUUAACCCAAAGAUUAAAUCUGUUUACUAUCUCAUGUUAUUUUUGAUAGAAACUUCAUUUUUUGUGUAUAGUUAGUAGCAAGGACAGAUGGUCAAAGCCUGGCAGAAUUAUAAUAUAGAAUUUGAUCAAUAUUUGCUUACACAGAUUGGAAAUAUAAAUCAACCUAUUUUUUUUAUGAAAUAAGAUGUUAUGGUUCAGUGUAAGUAGCUUAUAGAGCAACUCAUAUGAUGCUAAAAUGCUGCAAUGAUAUUAUCAAGCAAAUACCAUUGUAUUUGAGUCUUGACAACCAGCCUAAGGUGGUUAAUUUAUGGCAUUUGUAUGAUGACAUUUAACGUAUGCCAUCACUUCCUCUCCCUCCUGGUCAAUGUUGUUUAGGUUGGAGGAUUAUUGCACUGCUUUCAAAGGCAAUUCAAAACUCAACCUGGCCUCAGAAAGUUUCUCAAGAAUUACAACAAAUGGGUCAUGGAUACAGGUCAUUCACCUCGUUCAACAGAAACAAAACAUUAUUGUGCCCUUUUUCCAUAUACUUGGAUGUAGUGAGAAAUGAAAUGUUUGGUGUUAUUUCCAUGUAAUUGAAUUAAACCCAAUUUAAAAGGUGUGAAUCUCAUGUCUUUCAAUUUUAUUUUUCUGUGGAUUUUUUGUGUACCCUAUUUGUUUGAGAAAGUACUGCUAAUUCACCUGUGUGGAAGGAUUUUAGCAUUCCCCUGCUCCCGCAAUUAAUGAGAAAUUCUACCUGGCUUGUAUUUCCAUGCACAUAGCACUGGAUUUAUGUGCCUGGAUUUUUUCUAGUAAUCAAAAACAACACAGGCCCUGUCCUGUGUUAAAGGAUUUUAAAAGUAUUUUAAAAGACUUUUGUUUUAAUAUGUGCUUUUAUCUGAUUGGAGCAUGGAUGGUAAUAGUUAACCCAAAUAUUCUGGAAUAGUGGAACAGAACUUUAUUAGUAACAAACUGACCUUGUUUUAACACAUAGUUACUUGCUGCUGAACAUUUUAGCUCAUUGUCUAGAAUCGAUGCGUUCCUCGAAGUGCUCCAAAUCUGCCCCCCCCCCGGGGCGGAUGGGACUAUUCGUUAAUUGUUGACAUAGUUAAAGUAGCAUUUAUUAAAUUAUUUUCAUUCAGUAAAUGUUUGGGGGUCAAUGAACAAUCUGGAAUUUCAUGAAGGCAAAUCAGCUGAAUUUGAUCUAAGAAGAGGGGGGAACUUUCCUUCCUCAUUGCUUCCAUCAACAUCAUAAAUAACGCAAAAGCCAAGGAACUGCAGGUCUUAUCUUGAGGGUAGAUAUGAGGAGGCACAAAUUCUCCAUUCCUCCUUGAAAGGGAGGGUAACGUAGGAUUAGUACACUAAGAUGAUGAUUAUUAAGAUUUCUACACAUCAGUUCUGUUCUAUAUUACUCUAUUGAAAGUUUGCACCACACCUUUUGUUGUUUAACACAAGUCCCCUGAACUAUCACUAUAUGUGACAGCCAUAUGUUUACAUUCUUCAUUCCUAAAACUGGUAUUUCCAUACAAUGGCUGUGGGGAAGAAGUAAAACUUCAGAACAAAGUUCUUGCAUGGAAAAGGGAUAAGUAAGCUGUGCUCAGAAUUUGACAAUUGCAAGUGUCAAUAUAUUGCUAUUUAUGAGUAGGAUACUUGUGAUAAUUUUCAGGCAAAUGAAGUCACUUUUUGUCUCAACUCUCAUGUAAAUGCACUUUUAUGUCAUAAUAUGUGGUUGUUAAUGUAAUUUUUAGUGAACAACUGUAAAUAUAGUGAAUAAAUUUUAUUCUGUUAAUAUA